Penaeus monodon (black tiger shrimp) is the source of this 489-nucleotide messenger RNA. It is a transcript of the gene mRpL48, whose product is annotated as 39S ribosomal protein L48, mitochondrial-like. NCBI's taxonomy places the organism in Eukaryota, Metazoa, Arthropoda, Malacostraca, Decapoda, Penaeidae. Gene Ontology annotation, cellular component: mitochondrial ribosome. The record is from RefSeq and is a predicted model, not a curated record.
AGAGCAGCAAGAUGCUUGCCGGUGGCCCAGCGAAGCCUCUCUACGACAGCGAGCAGAUGUAAAGUAUCAUUCGAGCCGUCGUAUUUAGAUGCUGGUGGUCCCGAUGUACCAGAGUUCCCCCUAUUGAACGUGCAGAUGGAAGGAUAUGACUUCACUGUUCUCGAGCAUUACGGGAAGUGGGUUCACAGAACGGCACUCAACAUGGGUAUUGAAGCAGAAGAUAGCUGGGCAACCCCAUGCAAGAAAAUUCACAUCCAGACUUUCAAACCAAGGAGUGUUAAGGUCGAGUCAGAAUACAAUUUACACAUUUACCAGAGGACUGUACAGCUUGCCGAUGUACCUUCUCAUCUCGCACCGCUGCUAAUGGAAGUCGUUCAAGCCGGCCUUCCAGAGGGUGUGAAUUUGACUGUCCAGGAGCAUAUGCCAGAACACACAGAGGUCCGUUUCAUCCCAGAUCUGGAACUCAAGAAUUAAAGAAGCAAUUAGAUU